This is a messenger RNA of Condylura cristata (star-nosed mole), 1009 nucleotides long. Its product is annotated as class I histocompatibility antigen, Gogo-OKO alpha chain-like. Gene Ontology annotation, biological process: antigen processing and presentation of endogenous peptide antigen via MHC class I via ER pathway, TAP-independent; positive regulation of T cell mediated cytotoxicity; antigen processing and presentation of endogenous peptide antigen via MHC class Ib. Gene Ontology annotation, cellular component: external side of plasma membrane. NCBI's taxonomy places the organism in Eukaryota, Metazoa, Chordata, Mammalia, Eulipotyphla, Talpidae. Gene Ontology annotation, molecular function: peptide antigen binding; signaling receptor binding. The annotation marks the transcript as partial. The transcript is spliced from 6 exons. The record is from RefSeq and is a predicted model, not a curated record.
UUCGACAACAUCCUCUACACUGCAGUGUCCAGUUCCGGUCUCGGGGAGCCCCGCUUCAUCGCCGUGGGCUACUUGGACGACACGCAGUUCGUGCGGUUCGACAGUGACAGGACGAGUCCACGAGAGGAACCACGGGCGCCCUGGGCAGAGCAGUUGGGGCCGGAGUACGGGGACAGGAACACCAGGACCUACAGAGCCACUGCACGGGCUUUCCGAGUGGGUCUGGACAACCUGCGAGGCUACUACAACCAGAGCGAGGCAGGGUCUCACACCUUCCAUUGGAUGUCUGGCUGCGACAUGGGGCCCGACGGGCGCCUCCUCCGCGGGUACAGUCAGUUUGCCUAUGAUGGCGCCGAUUACAUAGCCCUGAACCUGAGCUCCUGGACCGCGGGGAACAUGGCAGCUCAGAUGACCAGGCGCAAGUGGGAGGCGGCAGGAGCUACAGAGCGCUUCAGGAACUACCUGGUGGGGGAGUGCGUGGUGGGGCUGCGCAGAUACCUGGAGAUCGGGAAGGAGACCCUGCAGCGCUCAGAGCCCCCUCCUCAGCUCUCCAUCCCCACCGGGGGCCUCAUUGCUGGCCUGGUUCUCCUUGGAGCUGUGCUCGCUGGGGCUGCGGUGGCUGCAGCUGUGAUGUGGAGGAAGAAGCGCUCAGGCUGCGACAGUCCCCAGGCUCUGAGAUGUCAUCAGCCCCUAAAGGGCCCGGUGGCCUGAACAAACUGAGCCAAGUGGUGACACCCAACCCUCAGCGCCCCGAGUCUGCUGGCCUCAGAGCUCCCAGCCCCUGCUGUCUGUACCUGAGCCCAGGGACUGUCUGAGCGGCUCAGCCCAGGCUCACUGGGCUGGACUGGGCCUUGCUCCUGUUACCUGAACUUUCUCUCUUGGCACCUCUGUGUUCUCAUCUCUGAAAUUAGGUAACAGCAUUGUCUGCAAUUCUCUUUCCUCUGGUUCCACCAGCUCUCUUGUGCACCUUCACCUUGGAUGUCUGUGCAGGUCAUAUAUUAUACGUAUA